Paramacrobiotus metropolitanus is the source of this 612-nucleotide messenger RNA. RefSeq lists its product as uncharacterized. NCBI's taxonomy places the organism in Eukaryota, Metazoa, Tardigrada, Eutardigrada, Parachela, Macrobiotidae. The coding region runs from base 1 to 612 and encodes 203 amino acids. The record is from RefSeq and is a predicted model, not a curated record. The transcript has a single exon.
AUGGUUCAUGGGCCGUUUGGAAAGCUUAACCCAAACUCACCGUGUAUGAAGGACGGAAAGUGCAGCAAGGGAUUUCCGAAAGAAUUUUCGCCGGCUACUAAAGAAAAUGGAAGCGGCUACCCAAUUUACAGACGACGCGAUACUGGAAGCACGGUGAUAAUCAACGAGGUGCCGGUCAACAAUCAGUGGGUAGUUCCCUAUAACAGUUGGUUGUCUUGCAAAUUCAGUGCCCAAAUCAACGUGGAAGUGUGCACCAGUGUCAAGUCUGUAAAAUACCUAUUCAAGUAUGUCUACAAGGGCUACGACUGUGCGAAUGUCAAGAUCACGCAGCGAUUCCAGUCUGCAGAUGCCGGGACUUUAGUCUGGGAUGAAGUGGAUACGUUCCUGAAUGCCCGAUAUGUGAGCGCUCCUGAAGCUGUGUGGCGGCUCAAUGAAAAUAAAAUGCACAAACAAUCCCAUAAUAUCGAGCGCCUCGCAGUGCACUUAGAAGACAUGCAGAACGUUGUGUUUGAGGAAGGAAACGAAGUGUCUGCAGCAGCAAGAGCAGCAAUGUCGAACAGCACACUAACAGCGUAUUUUGCUCUUAACCGGAAAGCGAUGCAGCUAAGUUGA